UGGGAAAGUUGUCGGUGGUAAAUGUGCCACGUCUGCUAGGAAUGGGGCGUCAUGAACUUGCCAGAAGCCGUUGCCCUUAAGCCUUCAACUGCAUUCUCAAUUCUGUGAGGGAGGCCCUUUCUCUGUUUUUGUAGGAACUUCUUUCCUGCUCCAGCACCAUGAGGCUUUUCCUGUGGAACGCGGUCCUGACGUUGUUAGUCACUUCUUUGAUUGGGGCUCUGAUCCCAGGGCCAGAAGUGAAAAUUGAAGUGCUCCAGAAGCCGUUCAUCUGCCAUCGCAAGACCAAAGGAGGGGAUUUGAUGUUGGUGCACUAUGAAGGCUACUUAGAAAAAGACGGCUCCUUAUUUCACUCCACUCACAAACAUAACAAUGGUCAACCCAUUUGGUUCACCCUGGGCAUCCUGGAGGCUCUCAAAGGUUGGGACCAGGGCUUAAAGGGAAUGUGUGUAGGAGAGAAGAGAAAGCUCGUCAUUCCUCCUGCCCUGGGCUAUGGCAAAGAAGGAAAAGGUAAAAUUCCCCCAGAAAGUACAUUGAUAUUCAACAUUGAUCUCCUGGAGAUUCGAAAUGGACCAAGAUCCCAUGAAUCAUUCCAAGAAAUGGAUCUCAAUGAUGACUGGAAACUCUCUAAAGAUGAGGUUAAAGUGUAUUUAAAGAAGGAGUUUGAAAAGCAUGGUGCAGUGGUGAAUGAAAGUCAUCAUGAUGUUUUGGUGGAGGACAUUUUUGAUAAAGAAGAUGAAGACAAAGAUGGUUUUAUAUCUGCCAGAGAAUUUACAUAUAAACAUGAUGAAUUAUAGAGAUACAUCUGCUCAUUUUAUAUAGCAUCCAUUCUUAAAGAGAAGGCAAUCAACUCUAAAGAAAGUCUUAGUUUUUAAGAAUGUUCUGUUCUUACAUUGUUUUUGUUUUUUCUGAAUAUUAUUUGAAGAACCCCUCAGGGUUUCUAAGUACCCAUUUCUUUCUGGUAAGUUAUUAGGGAAAAAAAAUUAAUUUGUCUUUGAGUAGAAGACUCCGGACCAUUUUCCCCUUUUACCUAUGAAGCCUCAUGUUUUACUUGUGUAAUUUUAAAAUAUUGCAACUGUGAGCAUAUCCAACAUAAGGCCAGGUCAUAGCACAAAUUAGGACCCUUUAUUUCUGCUUCCCUCUCUUCUCUCCAAGUUAGAUACUGAUAUUUGAAAAGUCUUUUACAAUAGUCCAAGGCUUACUGUUUUCAUGUUAUAAUGAAACAGUGUGUCUGCCUUUGAUCCCUGCUUGAAGGCAACAAGAAAGUGGUUGUUGAACUGGUGAACAGUUACUGCUUUACUGAGGAGAUGUGCAAUGCUGAAGUAAGUCACAAAGUUGAUAAAUUAUAAAUAUAUAUACAUUGAAUAUUCUGCCUUGGCCUUAAGCUAUAUAUGGUUUGAUUUUUCUAGUGAAAAAUAACCUGUCAUGGGAAAUAGGACAAGUUAUUUAUGUGUUUGUUUCUUCCUAAUAAAAUGUGUCAAAGUAUUGUAGAGGAGGUAAAGAAUUGUAUUUAAUCAGUAUUUUACUUUUUAAAGCUAGCAGAUUACCACUCCUAGUUCUGUAAUGUCAAAAAUCUGUAACAGGUAUGUUACAGUACAAUAACUUUGAAUCCUAAGGGAAAUUAGUGAGCCAAGGAAAAUUUUCAUAUUUCUGCCUUGACAAAAAAUGAGGCAGAUGCACAGCAAUCACUAUUGAAGAGAGAUCUAACCUGGGUCAAAAAACUGAUAGAAUUUUAUGUUCAGUUGGCUUUUAUCCUUAAUGCUUUUUAAAAGUGCCCAAAUCUCAAUAUACUACUAAUAAUUCCUUAUAGUUUACAAAGUGUUCUCAAGUACAUCAUUGUCUUUGCUCCUUGUUCUGAAGCCCGUGAAAAAAUCUGGUGGAUCUUAAUAUGCCUGUUUUAUAGGUGUGGAAAUUAUCAUUCAAAGAGUUUGUCAUGCCCAAGGUCAAACUAAUUUGUAGAUUAACUAGAUUUUCUAUCCUCAAGUAGGCUUUCUGCUGCCCUCUACUAUUGAAAAAGUAAAUUUUUCUUUGAAUUCGUUGUGCCCAAUGCGCUCUUCAUUUGCUGUCCUAACAGUCAGUUUUGGUUUUUGUCUUUAGGUCCUCAUCCUUUGAAGAUGGUUUACUAUCUGUUUCUGGUGCUUUAUAAGUCUCUCCAUGAGCCAGGCUUUGGUUUCAUUGAAUACUCUUGGGGUUAACACUGAAUUGCCUCAAAAACCCUGUGCAGUGAGAGGGUCCAAGUGUGUGUCUUAGUCCUUUAAUUCCUGCUUACCUCUAGGUUUUUCUUUUUUCUUUUUUUAAGAAUUAUGAACAACGGUUACAUCAUCUAUAGGCUACUUUCACUGAUUGCAUAUUGACAUUUUCCUCACUAAAACAAAAUCUUGAUCUUGUGUUGUCGCUGUCAUUUUCCUAAACCUAAGAUUCUUCAAUACGGAAAGCCUUGUGCUGUGUUAUGGGGAGAAAGAAGUAGUUUGAUCUAUGGUGCUACUUCAUAGGAACAUUAUUCGUGAUACUGUUUAUGGUAGAACAAGAAAAGUAAACAAUUAUGAUGAUACAGGUAGCAUAUUUCCUUAUCUCGUGAAUUUGUAUCAAUUCCCAUCUGUAUUUAGACACAAGUAUGAAAUGAAAACAUAUAACUAGGUUAUGAUUGUUUUUAAGUUAUCUGCUUUUUUGGUUAACUGCACCUUUGUGCCUUUCCAUUUGUGGGAAUGAUCAGACAUGAACUGUGACCUCACUUUAUGUAAUUGGACUCAUUAAUACUGCUAGAUGUGUUAUAUUUAAAUCCAUAUGAUUAUGUUGUGCUAUUCUUUUAAAAAUAAAAUCUAUUUGGGAAAUAAUUGGUUUUAUGAAAAAUUUUCAAGUGCCACUUUCCUUAGUUGCUUUAUUGGUUUUCUUAACUGUUAUUGUAGAUUUUAUGUCAAAACUAAGUGAGGAAGAUGUACAGGUAGUGGGAGCAGAGGGGCAUAGUGACACUUUGAAUGUGCUUUGGAUUAUCUACUUUGUUUACAUAUAUUUGUAAGGAAAGCUGGAGUUUGGUUUAAAUUUUAAGUUUUGAAAUAGUGUUAAACCUUGAGCAUUGGGGGCUGUAGUUAAUAGUGAAUUUUUGGUACUGGCAGCAGUGGUUUUUGCUUUGUUUGCUUGCUUUAGUGGUAGUUGUCACUGUUUGGGAUUUUAUGGUAUGUCACAGGUAGACAGGAUAAUGACUAAUGCCUACUGAGUAAAUUAAUGCUGUAAAAUGCCCUAUAUAAUUAAAUGAAAGUCUGUGUUGCCAUAAAAAUUACAAGAAAAUGAUUUUUGAUUCAGAUGGGUGAUUAGCCAUUUAGAUCUUUCCUUGCAGAAAUGAAUUUGUACCUCAUCUUAUUCAUGAUACAGGAUAUUGCUUACAUCUAUAAUGAUACUUAGAUAUAAGCAUGCUAUCUCUCCCCACGGAGUUGAGUGGAUGAUGAUUUCUCAGUGUUGUUUGGAAAUUGCAAGAGGACAAAAAGGAAAUUGGAAUGUUGUGGGGGAAAAAAUACAUCUCUCAACUUUUUAUUAAAAAAGCAAAUCAUCAUUGUAAUAAUAACCUUGGGAAAAAUAACAAGGAACUUAUUUUCCAGAGAUAUAGAACUCUUAGACAUAAGACUUUUUUGUUUUGCUUUAUUUCUUACCUACUUAGUUUGAAUUGAAAUCUAAAAUGUCAAACAUAAUUAUAAAUUCAUACACCCUUUUGAAAACAUUAAAAUUACAGUACUAUCUCUUAAUGUCUGUAGCAUUCUUUUUAGUAGGAUUUGCAUAUUCCCCUUAGUAUAAUGAAAUCCAUACAUUCUUACAUGGGUUUGGAGUCUCUAUUCUGCAUUUUAACCUACUUGCUAGAUGAGUCUAACCUUUGAGAGACAAUUAACUUCACUAACUCUCUGCCCUUGAAUAUGUCUCCUGUAGUUUUCUCUUAAUGAAUAUUCUGUUUUGCAUUCUGUAAAACACUGGGCAUUGGGGCAACUAAUUGUGCCUAAAAAUCAAUAUACCAUCAAAAGGAUAAGUCGUGUGAUAACUCUUUUCCCCAGGGUUAGAAAUUUUUUAUGACUGAAUUCUUACAGCAAAAAUUUAUAUGGCCAAUAAAUAAAUUUUUUUGA
This is a messenger RNA of Manis pentadactyla (Chinese pangolin), 4103 nucleotides long. RefSeq names its product FKBP prolyl isomerase 14 (gene FKBP14). Gene Ontology annotation, molecular function: calcium ion binding; peptidyl-prolyl cis-trans isomerase activity. The coding region runs from base 159 to 794 and encodes 211 amino acids. The transcript is spliced from 4 exons. The record is from RefSeq and is a predicted model, not a curated record. Lineage: Eukaryota; Metazoa; Chordata; Mammalia; Pholidota; Manidae.